UAACUCAUACUUAUGACACGAAGAGGCUAACCUAAAAGCUUCAUACACAUUCGUAUUUCUUGUACGAAUAAAUCGCUUGUAAUUUUUGAGUUUUACAUUAACUCCUAGCACAGUGACGAUUCAUUUUAUACAUCUCGUAGAAAUUACAAAAAUAAUAAAUUUAUUCUACAAUUAAAAGUCAGAUACAUGAUCAUUCUCAACGAACAAUAAUGUGGAGUUAUUAAGGAUAUCACAGAUAUUUGAAGAUCUAAGGCAUAGAAGCACUGAAAAGAGUGCCACUUAAAUAUAUCCACGAAAUGGACGACGAAACGUUGAACAGACUUGCAGUGGAAGCUUUAUUGGAAGAGGCAAAGCUUGGAGCUAAGAGGGCAGAGAUAAUGGGCCCCAGUGGAUGGAUAAAACCAAAGGAAUCUGUUAACAAAAGAUUCCUUCACUCGACAUUGCGCAAUGUGGUUCUAUCGAACAAAUACCAGUUGAAGAGAAGGAACGAAAGACAGUUGCAUAAAGCCAAAGAUGCAUUAAAAUAAUUAAGCGUUGUGUGAAACGAAAGCUUAUAUGUAUUUGUUUUGCAAUAUGUAUCAUAUUCCUUAAUGCUUCUGUAACUAUAAUAACGUGAUUAUUACAUAGUAUUAUUUAUGUUUUAUUUGUAUGUUACGGAUGAAAUCAUCCUCUGUAUAUGAAUUUUAUUAGGAGAUGUAAUGUAAAAUGAUAAGAGUUUAAUUACGAGUCUGCAACUAUUGAAAUAUACUAAAAAUUGUAAUUAAUGCAAAAA
Messenger RNA from Ceratina calcarata, 772 nucleotides. Its product is annotated as protein POLR1D. Bases 297 to 527 code for a protein of 76 amino acids. The transcript has 2 exons. NCBI's taxonomy places the organism in Eukaryota, Metazoa, Arthropoda, Insecta, Hymenoptera, Apidae. The record is from RefSeq and is a predicted model, not a curated record.